This is a messenger RNA of Porites evermanni, 4973 nucleotides long. Lineage: Eukaryota; Metazoa; Cnidaria; Anthozoa; Scleractinia; Poritidae. The record is from the annotation of a GenBank genome assembly.
AUGGUCUUCUGUGAGAUAUUCUUCAUCGGAACCCUUGCAGCAUUCACGUUACUGGAAGUGUACCUUUUUAGAAGGUUCUGUUUGGCAAGAGGUCCUAUUUCAAAAAGCGAACACGCUUACAGGGUUCCUGGAGGAUACUACGUUGUCAGAUAUUACCCAGAUGAAAACGGCAUGUACCACUAAGAAUCUUUUUCCCUCAAAGACUAAACAGACUGACGGACUUCAACAAGGGAGACAAAAACUAUUGUGACAAGUGCAUCUUACCAUGAAAUUGAAGACAAACUAACAGUGCACAUUAGCUGUUGAACAUGAACUGAGCCUAGACUUUGGGAGUGGUAGUAUCUAUUUUAUGUGGAACGGUUAUAUUCCAAAUACAAAAAUCAAACAGAGAAACUGAUAACCACAUUGUAAUAACUGAAAUAUUCAAUGUUGUUAGGUAGAACCAUGUAGGACAUUUGUCAGUUCCUAAGUAUGCGUGCAUGUACGCGUGCGGUGUCGGUCUGGUUGUAGACUACUGUGUUUAUGUCUGUCAUGAUCGACGCAGUUGCUAGCUUUAUAUUAGAGAUUAUAUUAGAGAAAAUAAUAACUAUAUCUUCAGUAAUAAGAAAGCAAUGAAAUUCAUGAAGUUUGUAAAGACUUUCUAUCAAGAAUGUUGUAUCAGUAAGUUGUUAUUAUAGUUUAGUGACCGAUGUCUAUUGGGGCAUGUUUGGUUGUUUUUAUUGGGCAUAAAGAUCAGAAUAAACAGCAUUGGUUACGCUUGCAAAAAAAAAAGAUGGUCAUCAACAUGUUAGUCUUAUAUCCAGAAGCCCGUAAAGAAAAACGCACGAAACAUAGUAAUGACAUUUUCCAAUUCAAUGUGAGACCUAAUGCGGUUACAUUGAAAUCAGGAGUGCGUCACUUCGUACGCGGUCUGCCCAAUAUCAUUCACUGACUAUUAACGUACUUUAAGGUUGAUCAUCCCUAAAAUUCAGCCUAGCUGCUGAAGAAUGAUCAUGCAUCUCUGGGUAAAAAAUUUAAAAAUACGUGGUUUGUUGUAAAUACAAAAAUAAACAUCUCCUCGUUGAUGAAUAGUCCCAACGUUAUUACUUAGUCAUUAUUCUGAUAUAUUUUUCGUGAAUAUAAUAGAAGCUAUCUUCACUGAAAUUUUUAACGAAUUCACGGCAAAGAAUUCAACUCGAGAUCUUCAUCUACUCGCGAAUAGGUGGAGAUUCAAAAUUCGGAAAUGAAGCCUUGCACGACAUAACGCAAGAUUUCUGGAGAUGUUCAUGGUAAAUACACAAGCCACCUGCAGCAAGACUGUUUACUUUCGUUUUAAGUUCAUUUUAAGUAUUAAGGCUGAAAGACGAUUCGUCGCUACAGCGUACUGUUGAGAACUAAGUGAAUCUGCAUUUUUUAUAGAUAUGCACGUAUGCUAUAAAAUACCUUGUUCACCAAAGUUUUUAAUCUUUUUAGUUUAUAUUUUUUCAUAACAGAAAACUGUCAACAACAUCAGUAGGCUUUGCCAAGUUUAAUAUAACGAGUAGAAUUUUGCUGAUUAAAUAUUUCUUUGUGUGUGACUAACAAAGAUGAAAAUUAGUGACCAAAAAUGAAUUUAUCAGAAUGUUUUCCUUGAACGCUAGUCACAUUUGAAAUGACAGUGUACUCGUCAAUAUUUUUUAUCCUUAACUUUCAUGGGUGAAUUUAGAACGGCAUAUUUUAAAUUGAAAAUCGCAAAAUAAUAUCACUAAAUAAACAAGAUUUGAAAUGAUCGACAUUCUUUAACAUAACGCUCUCUGAUUGGAGGUUAUUGUUACCACGCCCUCGACACGCCGCCGGCCUUACAAAGGGCGCCCUGCAAGCAAGAAAAGUCCCUUUUCCGUCCUGACCGAUGGCCUAUAUGGAGAGGCCCGGCCCGAAGGGGUACCUUUUUCAGGCUUCAGGUAUACGAAAGCGAACGGAUCUCACUUGUUAAAGUAUAUGGAUUAAAGCAGGAUAUAGGGAAAUUUGUCAUUUCCGUCGGUAAAAAAUUAAAAACCUCCAAAAAGGGAACAGAAAACAUAUGCAUUUUAUGGCUGUGAAAAAGUCAAGAAAACGUUCUGGUUUUGUAAUUUACUCAUAUUUUAAGACAGUGAAUUUACAGUAGUUAAAAGGGAUGCAAAAGUUCUAAACUAGGUAAAUAAAAGAGGUACCAUUUGUCAAUGAAAGGUAUACGCAAGGAGCAGCUUUUCUUUCAAAAAUGGUAUAAAAAGGGUAAGGUUUGGACCUUGAGACGGAGCCUGGGACCAAAACGGACUAUGAAUAAAUAAAAAAUAAACUAUGAAAAAAUAACAAAAUUCAAAUAAUGACACUUUCUUUGUUAUUUCCUCCAAGGUUCGGUUUCUAGAUUACUGAUAAUAAAUCUCUCCAUGUGAAAGAUCUUACGAUUUCCGACUCGUCAAAACAAAGAAUUUGCCAACGCCGAGAUCCAAAAAUUUCAAAACUGAUAAAACAUUAUAAUAUGCAUGUCUCCGCUCAGUUGAAAGUUAUUAUGCAGUCGUGACUCGAUUACCACACCUCGCGACUGUAAUGAACAGGGACGAUAAAGCUGGGGGGAGGGGGUUGGGGUGGUGCGCAGGGCAUUCCGAAAACAUGAAUACUUGGUACAAGGAGCGAUCCUAUCCACUUCAAGUCACAAGUCAGCCCACUUCCUUCCAACACCUGGAGAAAUUUUCCGCCGUCCCUAGCGUGUAAUGUUUCAUUUUUUUAUUUUAUUGAUUCAUUUGGACAAAAAGACACUAUCGAACCGCCAAACAAUUUCAGCAAAUCCAUUGUUACUGGUAACAAUGAAAGAUGAUGCAAAAAUUGAAUAAGAGCUGAGCAGCUGAAAGUACGCAGCCAAUCAGAACUCGUGAUUGCUGAUAUCUACUGGUAGGCUGGUGAAUAACAAGUAAACUAGCGUCAUUCAAAAGCCACGCCUUGUAAUUAGACUUUAAACCUCACAUUAAAAUUACCCACAAAUUCAAGCGCACGCCAGACAGGAAUAGCGUUCAGGGAGAUUAUCUUUACGCAAAACAAUAAACAGAAAAAUGGUAUCGAAGUAAAUGUGUUCGUAACUUGAAAGAAACCGGGAACAGGAAAACUUCGAAUGGGAUCCCACAUCUCUCCCUAAUGGCUGGAACAAUCACAAUUUUCGUCGCUGCUUUGGCUGUCGGACUAAUUGGGGCAUUAGCGCUUCUUCAAGCGUAUUUUAUUGGACAGUGUUUCAGGGCAGGACAGCCGCAAGAAAAUGGAUACAUUAACAACGAUUGUCUUUAGCGGGCUUCCUAAACUGAAAAAAUCGAAUUACAGGCUUUCGAUUGAGAACUCUAAGGCACCUGCUACUCACGAAAACUUCACUGUAAAAAAUUGCUUGACUUGGGCCUUGUUUCUGCCAUCGAGAGAACUACAUGCAUUGUUGUUAUUUAUGAAGGCUGAUAUUUUAUCGACUUCAUAAACAGCAAUUUCAACAAGAAGCUUUUUUCAAAAAUGGAUCCAUAUUAAAGGUUAUGACGAUGAGUAAGCACGCAAAGAGACGUUGAUAACUGUGUAGUAUGAACAAGAGAACUAAACUUCUAAACUUGAUUGUGCGGCUGUUACUACCCAAGGCGAAAGUUGAAGUAAACGGUGGCCGAAUAUCUGGACCGUGGAAUUCAGUUAUUAACGGCAAACAGGGAUGUACAAAACUUCUUUUAUGGUCAAUAAACAAAAUUAAGUUAACCUUUUUAAAGAUACGAUGUACUGGUUUUAGCCCUGAAAGAAAAUUAUUACCUGCGAGCAAGUUAUGUAUUUGGAAAUCGCUCGCUGGCUUCUCGCGUUCCACCCGUUGUCCUCGCGGUUCACUUCAAAAAGAAAGCUUACUUAACGAACGUAGGCUAGGCUGCUUAAUAAAAUAGGAAACGAGGAAGUUGAUUUUAAAUUGUGCACUGCAAAAAAGACUAAGAAGCUGCCGGGCGUCCACUAGUCCUCCCUUCUUAUAGUUCGCUGGGACAAGAGUUAACUGAGCAUUGUGCAACUGAGAUGUCAACAUCUCAGAGCUUUAAGGGUGGUCAACUCAAUUGAAAGAAUCAGUUACGUUUUCGCCUUGAAAUAGUCCGCAGUUUCAUCACUCCAAAGGGUUCUAAAACACAGGCCAAAGAUUAGCAUUAAUGGUUUGGAAUCUGCCUAAAAAUCCGGUUAAAUGCAGCUCUCUUGAUUCCCAGUCAUUCGUUUUUUCUAGUUCCGGAGUUGGAGUAGUGGAGUUUAUGGUUAUUUUCGGUUUUUCGUUUGUUUUGUUUUUUUUUUUGAGGAUAAAGAUCAAGUGUGUUUCGGAGGUUUUACGUGUUGUUUCGCUUUGUUAGUUUAAACUGAAGUUUUGAGGUUGGGUUUGUUUUCUUCUAGGUAAAAUCUCCAGUUUACGGGUGGCAAAACCAAAUAUGAAUACAUUUAUAACAUUUCUACUAAAUCUCGUUCUUCAGUCGCCUCCGUUUCUGAAAAGAAAGGAUUUCACUAGCUAAGCCUUGUCCUAAAAGUUAUUUAAGACACAAAAUUUCUAAAGAAUAAAAUGAAAUAACAGCAAGCUGUUUUAUUUAGUGAAAAUGAAUCUGGUUUUAAUGAAAAGUUACUUUGCUUUCAGUCUCUACGCAAAGCAGAAAAUAGUCAGUUCCCACGUUAUAAGGCGCCUUACUCUUUGGUGCUUUCAUUUGUCUCAGGAACAAUAGUUUAUCAUGCAAAAAAAGAACACUCCAAGUUAGUCCCCCGAGAUUUGUUACAUCCAGUGUCGACAUUAGCAUCAGUGAUGUGUUGCUGGCAGCCUCUGGCAGCCACUUUUUAAAAACUCUAUUUUAUGCAUCAGCCGCAUCUCUGGAGCUCGAGGCAGAAAAUUACUGCGAGUCAUUCAUUCGCUUGAAGGAUCUCUGUCACGAGUCGCUAAUACAAUGAUUAUAGAUACAUUCGCCGAUAAAGAUUCCCCACAUGCUGGCCACAAGAUAAACUAUUAG